AAAUUGACAAGAACCGUCUAAAACGCCCUUUUUGUCUCACCAGUGGGAGGUCUGAAGCACCGUCCACCUUGGUGUCUCCGCCUCUCCCGUUUCAUCUUCUCCUUCACUGUAAUAAUCCAUCAAUACGUACAGCAUUACGGCUCCAAGAUUGCAAUUUUUUUUCUCUCCUUCACUGUCGCUUUCCACGGGUGCGAAUCCUUAGGUUUGCAUUUUCACAUUUUACGGAAUCAACCGUGUGAAUCGCUGUUUGGUUGGGGUAAUUGUUUGGAAGUCCUUAGCUGAUACUUUGUUUUGCUAGUCACAACGAUGGCGACGAUUUCCACUUAUUUAGCUACCACUCGCGGCGAAGGCGCGGCUAUUUUUGCGAGGGAAAAGUUAGAUCCUCUGAGGAUAGAUCACCGGACGGGAAUUAGAAUCUCGAAACCUUUUGAGAAUGAUCCACUUCCCGCUUAUCGGUUAUCUUUCCAUCUCCCCGGCAGAGAUAUUAGAGAAACAAGAACACGUAUGGCCUUAGUGGAUGAGAGGAUUGCACUUGCUAGAAACGUGGUGGAGCCUUCUUCUGGGGUCUUGGUAAGAAGAAAGUUUUUCACUCAGUUUGAGUUUGAUUUUGAUUAA
Molecule: messenger RNA, 615 nt
Organism: Carica papaya (papaya)
Lineage: Eukaryota; Viridiplantae; Streptophyta; Magnoliopsida; Brassicales; Caricaceae
Source: RefSeq, a predicted model, not a curated record